GCUGGAGCCACUCAUUGUGCUCCGGGCCCUGUUGGCUUGAAGUCAAAGACCGUUUCUGAAGGGUGUGUGUGUGUGUCCCACAAUGCACUCUUCCUUUCCGUGUGAGCGUGAUGGGCUUGUAAAAAAACAACACGCGCGCGCUUCCUAGUUCAAAUAUGGGCCAGGGAAAGAACGCGUCACGCUCCCCGGUCAGCUGGAAUAAGGAAGAACACUGGAUUUUUCCAGCUUCCUCCUGGCGAACAGGGAAACCCUCUCGGUGGUUGGCGGAAUGUCAGGAGCAGUGCAACAACACCGAGGUCUGGAACGCUGACUUGGAAGAAUGCAUCUCCUGCAGCAUCUGCCAGAAGUACCCCAAAACUCUCUCCUGCGACGCCUGCGUGAAAGAGGCGGAGCACAGCACGAACAUCUGGAUGGUGGUGGCGCUGGUCAGCUUCUCCCUCGUCACCAUUCUCUUGGCCAUGGGGAUCGGGGUGCUGGUACAUCACUGCAAGUCCCGCAGCGACAAGCCCCUGCGCGAGCCCAUUGAGGAGACGACGGGGCCGCUGUACGCCAUCGUCUAGAAGGGGAGGCAGGACCUGAGAUACUGGAUUCGGCAGCUCCGCGACAUGAACGUGCUAGCUUUGGGAUCUCGGGAAGACCGUGCCGGAUGGGAGCCGGGAUGCGGCGGCGCCUCGACAGCUGGGCUCGGACCUGGACGCCCCUGGCUCGGCUCUCUCUCGCUCCAUCCUCCCUCUGCGUUUGGACGAAAGAAAGCGCCGGCUGUCUUCCCCCUCCCCUGAGACACAGACACUUGGGGCCAAUCACCUGGAGCUUUUCCCAUGAGGAGAUCCCAUCCACGGCAUUUCCUCUGAGGAACAGCUUCUGUGCUGGGAUUGUAGAUAUGAUCGGGAAUUCUUUUUUUUUCUUUUAUGUUGGGUGAUGGGUUGUUGGGUUUUUUUUUGCGUAUUAAUCUAUUUAUUUAUU
Lepisosteus oculatus (spotted gar) is the source of this 963-nucleotide messenger RNA. The record is from RefSeq and is a predicted model, not a curated record. NCBI's taxonomy places the organism in Eukaryota, Metazoa, Chordata, Actinopteri, Semionotiformes, Lepisosteidae.